Vanrija pseudolonga is the source of this 1218-nucleotide messenger RNA. RefSeq names its product 4-hydroxybenzoate 3-monooxygenase (NAD(P)H) (gene praI). The transcript has a single exon. Gene Ontology annotation, molecular function: oxidoreductase activity; FAD binding. The record is from RefSeq and is a predicted model, not a curated record. The coding region runs from base 1 to 1218 and encodes 405 amino acids. NCBI's taxonomy places the organism in Eukaryota, Fungi, Basidiomycota, Tremellomycetes, Trichosporonales, Trichosporonaceae.
AUGACCACAUCCCAGUCCCCCGCACCUACCAAGACGACCGUUGGCAUCCUGGGCGCUGGCCCGGCGGGCCUGCUGCUCGCGCGCCUGCUCUACGUCGCGGGCAUCGAGUGCGUCCUCCUCGAGGCCAAGGACCGCGCGUACGUCGAGCACCGGCAGCGUGCUGGCAUCCUAGAGCAGGGCACCGUCGACGCCCUGCGCGAGUGCGGCGCCGGCGCGCGCCUCGACAAGGAGGGCCUCGUGCACCACGGUAUCGAGUUCCUCUUCGACAAGGAGCGCCAUGCGAUCGGCUUUCCCGAGCUCACGGGCGGGCGCACGGUCAUGAUCUACGCCCAGACCGAGGUGUGCAAGGACCUCAUCGAGCUGCAGGUGUCCGCUGCGAGCGCUGGCGCACCACCCCUCUUGUUCGAGACGAGCGCGCUCGCCGUCGACGGCGCAAACUCGCCCAACCCAUCUAUCCGGUACAAGACCAAGGACGGCGCCGAGCACACCCUGUCGUGCGAGUACGUCGUCGGGUGUGACGGCUUCUGGGGCGUCGCGCGCGCCGCCAUCCCCGAGGAGCUGAGCAAGAGCUACGAGCGGACGUACCCCUUCUCGUGGCUCGGUAUCCUUGCCGACGUGCCCCCCUCCAACGAGGACCUGAUCUACGCGCGCCACCCGCGCGGGUUCACGCUCUUGUCGAUGCGCAGCAGCACCGUGUCGCGCAACUACAUCCAGGUGCCGAACGACACGGACGCCAACGACUGGGCCGACGAGGAGAUCUGGGACGAGAUCGAGCGGCGUACCGAGACCAAGGACGGGUGGAAGGUCAAGCGCGGGCCGAUCACGCAGAAGAGUGUCACCCCGAUGCGGAGCUACGUGCACGAGCCGAUGAGCUACGGGCGCCUCUUCCUCGCCGGCGACGCGGCGCACAUCGUCCCUCCCACCGGAGCGAAGGGGCUCAACCUCGCCGUCGGCGACGUCAUCACCUUCGCCAACGCGAUCAAGCACAAGGUCGCGACCGGCAGCGAGGAGAAGCUCCAGAAGUACUCGGACAACUGCCUCCGCCGCGUCUGGCAGGCCGAGCGCUUCAGCUACGACAUGACCAACAUGCUCCACACCGACCCGAACGAGUCCGAGUUUGUCGACAAGCUCCAGAUCGCACGGCUCACGCGCAUCGUCACCAACAAGGCCGCGGCCACCGACACGGCCCAGGCGUACACUGGCUUCCCCCUUGACUAG